UGUGGAGAAGGUUUCGUUGUGACAAAGCGUCCAGGCAGGAAGUGUCCUCGUCAGCUGAGAGGAGCCGUGACAGGUCGGCUGACUGCCGACAGAGUGGUGUGAGACUGACCGCUGACUUUCUCCCCUAUAAAGUGAACAAAACCAGCGGUUUGGUGUGGAUUUGUAGGCGGUAACGCUGGAGUGUCACUCCGACCAUUUGUUGUAGACGAUCACCAGAGAAGAUGCCUCUCGUACCAGUUGUGCCAGAGAACCACAGUCAUGUGCUGGCAGAGUUUGACUGUCUCGACCCGCUUCUGUCUGCUCUCCGUUUAGACUCCGGCAGGCUCAAGUGUACCUGUUUGGCAGUGUCAAGGAAGUGGCUGGCAUUAGGAACAUCAGCAGGAGGGUUGCACCUGAUCCAGAAGGAGGGCUGGAAACAAAGGCUCAUCCUCACCCACAAGGAGGGAUCUAUCUCUCAGGUGGCGUGCUGCCCUCAUGAUGAAGACUUUAUUGCUGUUGCAACUAGUCAGGGUCUGGUGGUGGUGUGGGAGCUGCAGCUGGAGCGGCGGGGUCGUCCAGAGAGAGUCAGCGUGUCCUGGGAGCACAGAGGUCAGGCCAUCACUGCACUCUGCUGGGACACCAGCACGCUCAGAGUUUUCGUCGGGGACUCAGGAGGCAAGGUGUCCUCUCUCCGUGCGGGAUCCUCCAAGCUGGGCAAGGGGUCAGCAUUCGUUAUCUUCCCUGUUCAGACCGUCACCACUGUGGACUCCAGAGUGGUUCAGCUCGGGUACCAAGAUGGCCGCCUGCUGGUGUCUUCCCUGAGCCGCUGCUACCUCUGUGACACAGAGAGGGAGAAGUUCUGGCGUGUUGGAUAUAAGGAGCGUGAUGGGGAGUACGGAGCGUGUUUUUUCCCUCAGAACAGGGGGUUAUUAGUUGGUCAGCCCCCCCUGCUGUACUCUGCCCGGCCGGGGUCUCGAAUAUGGGAGGCAAGUUUUAAUGGUGAUGUUCUGAGCACCCAUCAGUUCAAACAGCCACUGGCCUGUCCUCCUCUACCUCUCAUCACUUACAGACAUGAGCCACAUUACAACCCAGUGCAGAAGAGCCACCACUCAAUUGCCUUCCCUAAGCUGCUUUAUUUUGGAGACCACAACUUGCUGACCUGGACUGAUUCAGCUAUUUAUAUCUUCACACCUCAGAACGGACAAGUGCUUCUGUGGACUGAAGUCAAAGACUUGGUUGAUAUUGCAGUAUAUCGCAACGAGCUCUUCUGUCUCCACGGCAACGGACGUCUGUCCCACCUCUCCCUGUUGUCUGCUGAGCGCUGUGUUGAGCGUCUGCUGCGGAGGGAGUCCUGGCCUCUCGCUGCUGCGGUCUGCUGUAUGUUCCAGCACACAAUCACUACCAGCAGGGCCAGGAAAUCAAUUCCCAUCGACCGCCUUGAACACCUCAGAUCCCAGCUCAGCUCCAGCACACACCAGGAGCUGAGCAGCCAGCUGGAGGAAAUCAUCACUAAACUGGAGCCCCUGGACUCCGCCUCCAGCAGCCGCAGAAGCAGCAUCUCCUCACAUGAGAGCUUCAACGUCCUGGACUGUGGAAUCUAUCGCGUGAUCAGCCGCAGAGGAAGUCAGUCAGACGAGGAGACGAGCUCCCUCAUCAAUCAGUCCACGUCAGAGGAGGAGCGGCUCAAAGAGUUCAGUUUUGGGCAGGAGGAUGAUCAGGGGGAUCAUGAUCCACAGAGCAGUGAGCGUUUGGAGGCUGAGCGAUCUGAGCAAGGCCUGCAGUUCCACCUCCCUCUGUCAUUCCGUCCCAAACCCCCUCGCAUCGCACUGCAGGCUGUCAAAGACAGUGUUUCUAGUUUUGUUAAGAAGACAACAGAGAAGAUCAACAUCCUGCAGAUGAACUCUGAGCUCUGGCAACGGCCUGAAUUCAGAGAGGGCGGACAGGCAGAAAUGUCAGCCACAGCUCCGUACGCCGAGGAGAUGGACAAUGAAGUUUAUGAUGAAAUGCUUAACGCAGAGGCCGACAUGCAGGAACUUCGAUCAGCAACGGAGCGAGCGAUCUCCGAGAUCCAAGAUCCUUUGGUGCUACUGGAUCCAGGCUGCCUGAAAGAAACUCUCCUGGAUUGGCUGGCCGUGCUGGAGCGAGUACUCGGUGGAGAGCGAGGGUCGACCGCUGCGGGUGAUUCAAAUGUGGAUGGACCAGGAGAGGAGCGGUGGGAUUAUCUAAACUCCUACUCAGAGAAACAAGAGGAGUCUUCGUUCUCGUCAGGAGAACCAAGAGAGAGCGUCGCAGUGGAGAAGAAAGAAGAGUCUCCUGAGCUCGGAGAGAAAGAGGACCUGUGUGACUCCACUGAGAUGGAGCCUGAAGUGUUAAAUGGGAGCCCUCCAGAUCCUGUUCGAGUGGCGUCUCCCAAACCUGUCCCGUCGGAUCUCCUGGACGAUCUCACCCAGCUGGCAACGCUUUACACCGAGCUGAGCUGCUUUAGGAAGCAGGAGAAUGAACACGUAUUGGGGUGCACAACUUUCCUGCGCCGUUACUUCUUUCUGCUGGACCAAGAGCGUGUGAGAAGAAUGUGUCUGCUGUGUUAUCAGGAGCAGCCGGGGCUGCAGAGCUCCUUCACUGAGGCGAUGCUAGAUCUCACUCAGUCCAGUAAGGUGGUGGAGGUUAUUCAGAGAGGUGAUUUGCUGAGAUCACUGCGCAGUCUGAGAGAGCUGCAGCCCUGGAGUGCCCCGCCUCUCCUCGCUCACUUACACAGGCUGUAUGAGAAGCACGGGGAGGCGGCUGUACGCUCGUUUACGCAGUUUUAUCCUACAAUAACACCUGCUGAUGUAAUGACGAUGGCUCAGAAAAGCCACUUCCUGGCAUACCUGGAUAAUCUGGUCCAAUCUCGAACUGAGGAGCACAGGUUGUCAUUUGUGCAGUCGCUUCUUGAACCAGAAUCACUGAGACAGGAUUGGCUGGAGCUGGCACUUACCCACGAUGCCCCUCUACGCUGUGACACCGUGAGCCCCGAUGGACAGCCCAGGUGGCAUUCUCAUUGUUUCAGCUGGGGUUAUGGACGCCUGCUGUCCCUCCUGAUGCGUCUUCCUGCAGACCAGUCCUCCAAGCAGAAGAUGGCGGAGACUUGCCGCAGUCACGGCUACUGGACAGGCUACAUCUACCUCUGCUGUGAGCUGCAGCGUCGCACAGAAGCGUUCUCCACCAUCUGUCUGCUGGAUGACAUCAGUCUGCUGGAGGAAGCUGAUGGUGUUGAGCCUCAGACCUUGGAAGAGUGGAAGCUCUUGAUCCAGUUGUCUCAGCGGUGCGGCAGUGCGGCAGACUCGGAGCCGGUGAAUGGGAGCGACAGGUCCAACGGCUCGGGAGAUUGUGGCGGAAAGAUCAGCCCGGAGAACCUGACCCUGAUGCUGGCUCGGACAGCCGGGCCUGACCGCGCCAUGGCCGUCCUGGAGGAGUGUGGAGUGCAGCUGGUCCUUUCACCGCACUCCACACUGGUGUGUGAGCUGCUGAGAGUCACUGAGAAGAGGCAGAGAGCGAUGAUCCAGACGAUGCUGGAGCGCUGUGAUCGGUUCCUGUGGUCUCAGCACGCCUAACUGAAGAUCAGCUGCAGCGUCUCUCAACAAACAAGAUAAACUAACACUGUAUUUAAAUCUCCCCAGCUGGUGAAGCUGCAACUUAAUUUAUGCGCCGCAGUAUAUGUCAAAGCGUUCCAGUUUACAUGAAGGUACUUAUCCUCCAAGUGAAAACAGUAUUAUGAACUUUAACUUUUGUUUUUGCACGGAUCUAACCAGGUAAUCAAAUAUCUCUUGGAACAAAAAUGUACUGUCAAUACUUACAGUGAAAUGUUCUAACCAGAUAUUUUAAUGUAAAUAAAAGCUGUCUGUAUUUGAUUUUUGUUUGUUUUAAGAACAAAAGGUAUCUGUCAGCAUGAAUGAUAGUCGAGCCUGGUGAAUGUGUAUUGUUUCCCCGUGUAUGUAAAUCACAUUGGGAAAAAGUUCACAUAAAGAGCAGAGGACAAACCGUGGAUCUGUGCAGACCAGCACAUUUCUUGAUCAAUGUGUGCUUUUGUUUUUUAAACUUUAUUUCUUUAGUUUACUUUUCUUUUCUUUUUUUGGUGUGGUUUUAUUGGUAUUUAAAGUCUUAAUAAAAUGUAAUAAAUCACAGAUACAGUUACAAUAACUCUCCACCCCCCCCCCCCCCCCCCCAUACAUAUUGUAGUAUUACUGCACUGUUUAGUAAUCAAACACAAAUGAUUCUGUAAACGCUUGCAUGUACACAUAAAUUCAAUGUAACUAAAAUUGUAAGUGAGACAAAAAUUAAUAUAUACUAAAUAAAUAAUAAGAAUUAUAAAUAAUAAGAAUUAUAAAUAAAUAAUAAGAAUUAUAAAUAAAUAAUAUGAGUGGGGUUAAAAAAAAAAAAAA
This is a messenger RNA of Cottoperca gobio, 4397 nucleotides long. It is a transcript of the gene hps5, whose product is annotated as HPS5 biogenesis of lysosomal organelles complex 2 subunit 2. The transcript has 23 exons. Gene Ontology annotation, cellular component: cytoplasm. Gene Ontology annotation, molecular function: protein binding. Lineage: Eukaryota; Metazoa; Chordata; Actinopteri; Perciformes; Bovichtidae. Bases 222 to 3569 code for a protein of 1115 amino acids. Gene Ontology annotation, biological process: developmental pigmentation. The record is from RefSeq and is a predicted model, not a curated record.